CCCUCCUUCUCCACUCGACCUCUAGGCGACUACUGACUGCUUCAUUGCAGCUCAUGGUUCAGUCAUUGAAGCUUGCGCUGGAGCCUCCUUCCUCAAAUCCGUCCACAAAGGAUGUCGCAGCCCUUCAGCCGCUGUCGCAGCGGUUACACAGACUGUGGACCGAGAGGGGCGACUUUUCCAAGUUCUCACUAAAGGACCUGCGGGAUGAGGAGGAUGAUGAUCAGGCAGAGGCGACCGGAGAACAGGAUGCUACCAAUGGUGUCGGAGGCGCAAUCAAGAUCGGUUGGGCUCAUGGGGAAGAGGACCGCGACAAGGGUGCCGCGAGCAAGGUUGACGACGAGCACGACGCACAGGCGGCAGACAAGGACGCUGGCUCCCUGCUAGACACCAGACCGAUGAGCAUGGAGGAUUUUGUUCAGCUCAAAGAGGAAAUGAUGGGUCGGCUUCAGAUCGCCCAACAAUCUCUGUACUCCUCGCAGGCACUCGUCAGCCUCCUCGUCGCAGGGCAUCGAUCACGCGCUUCGCUCCUUCAGCAAGGACACCUCGACCCAGCAAAGGCUGCCACAUCGUCCAAUGCAGCUUCAAGGGCCCCAUCACCUGGCGCAGUCUCUUCAACGGCGAGUGAGAGCGGCAAAGCCACGCCCGCUAAGGGACAGCCUGGUCAGGCUUCUCAACAGCCACAAGGGCCUCCACCAGGGAGCGCGGCAGCUGUAGAAGCCGAAUUCGGCCUCGAGCCAGCGAGUGUGGCCCUCACGGCCAUUGAGCGUAUCGAAGUCAAGGAAAAGCAAAGAUCACAAGCAGCACCCGGAGAUGAGGAUGACGAGGAUUUUGCAGAGCGAGAGCGACAAGAUCCUGCAGGCAAUCUCGAGUUCUCCAACGAGGCAGAGCGGGACGAAUAUGCAAGGAAGACGCAGCUUGUUCUUGCACAAAAGAGACAGACGAUGCGGAGCGUGGUGAACAUCUUGCGAACAGGAGCAAGGCUUCUGGAUGAUGACGAUGGGCGAGGCGAUGCAGGGGAAGCCUCGACCUCGACCUCGGCGACCUCUGCGACCCGCCAUCACUGGUCCACCCUCCGGGAAGCGCAAGCCCGCGGCUGGGGCAUCACGCCAGGUCGACCCGGUCGAUCGCAAUAUCAAGCGCAGGUGCAACGGGCGGAUGAGGGAGAGCAGGACGCUUGGAUCGGCUUUGCCGUGCCUGAGGCGCGGACGGCAUAUGCGAGGAGGGGGCUGGCUUAUGUUGCCAGAGAUGCUGGAGAGAAGGAAGAUAAGGAUAGCGAGACCGAGGAGAAAGAUGUCAAGAAGCCAGAGGACUCAAAGCCGUCCGCUUCGGCGCCAACGUCAUCGGCCGUCAAGCUCACUUUCUCUUCGCGGGUCGCGAAGCGCUUCAAAGUCUCGCUGGUCACGCUUGACACUGAGGGAAAGGUGCUCAGUCGCUCCGCCUCCACGCUCCCAGAAGACGAUGCUGAGGACAACGAAGUGCAAGGUAGCAUCGACGCUCAAUUGCGACAAGCACAGCGCGAGCUCGUCGACCGGGAGCUCUUCGAGGACGUAGCCGCCGAAGCGCGCUUGCUGGCAUCGCAAGGGGUGGUGAGCUGCGAGAGCUCGGACGACUCGGUGCUUGUGAGGCUGGCGGGGAAUGCUGCUGCUUCGACGUCUAGAUUGGAGACUGGACUCAAACGGCACGGUACGCUUGCUAUGCGCCUUGAGAUGGUCGAUUUUGAUGCCUCGAAAGAGGAAGGCAGCGAGGAAGGCGAAAGUGCGCGAGAGCCCGAGCCCGCCCGCUCGGCGUACGUCUCUCUCAUGUCCACCCUCAUGCGUCUGGGUCUUGUUCGCCGCUACCAAGAACGAGCAACAGCAGCAGCCUCCGCCGCCCGAGCAGAAGCUGAGAAGGAGAGGGAGAAGGACAAACCUCGCAAGCCCCCCGGAGACGCAGCAUCUUCAGCUUCGAAUGCAGGUAGCAAGAAAGCUGGCGCUGCCUCAAGCCAGCCCGAAUCGUCAAGUACGCAAAAGCGCGCCCGUCUCGACCCCUGGAUCCAUGCGCCUACCCUCAUGCCGCUCGUGGCGCUGUUGCACUACAGCUCCUUCCUCUUCCACGUCCGAAGCGUUGUUCAGCAGGCACUGCACAGCGCUUCCUCCCCCGCGGCAGGAAGCAAAAAUGAGCAGGACUUGAAAGGAGAGCUCGAAAUGCACCCCGCCCAGAGUAUCGCCAAUGCGGCUGUUUGGAUGAAGGAUCUACUCUAUGCCCCAACAGCUGCGGGCCAGGCCGGCCAGGCGGUCAGCGGUGAGGGGCCAGGUGAGCCCGCGGCCGCACGAGCUAUCCGCUCGUUGAGGGGAAGUGCGACGGUAACAGUCGAGGUACCUGCUGAGCCUCAGCUUGGCGACGGCGAGGGAGCCUCCGCUUCAGCCACGCGGAAGAUUGUCCUUGCGCACCUGACCCUCUCGUACCCGUCACAUCUAUCCGUUCAGCUGCCCUGGCGAUCCACCCUCAGCGGGUCGCUCGGCGUCACGAUGCAUGGCGUCGAGGUGCAUGGGAAGGGGGAAAGAGCACUGCAUGGUCUGUUGGUGGAGGAGCUGCGUGGUGUGCGACGACGUAGCGUGACAGGUGGAUGACGACGUGAGGAAUACCAUUUGCAUCAACCUGGCGCGUUACUCUGAUCCGGCACCUCCUUGCGCACCCUCUGCUCCCUCUCUCUCCGCGCGUUUCUUUUCCCUCUUCUUAUUCACCCUCUCUCGUCUCGCUUCCUCCUUCUUCCUUUCAGCACGAGCCUCACGUUCUCGCUCUUGUUCGAGGAGGUGCCGCGACCAGGACGAAGGGAGGGCAGAAUCGCUUAGACCUUGGAGGCGACCUGUCGACGCCUCGGGCGCAUUCGGCUGUUCUGCGUCGGUUUGCGUCUGCUGGCGUGAAGGAGAUACGUGAACCGGAGGUUGGAGCGAGGCUGCUGGCUCCUCCUUCCUGUCUUCUUCCUCCUCGCCGUCACCGAACCAGUCGCGCUUGCCUGAAGCGCUGAGAGCAGGCAGAAG
Messenger RNA from Jaminaea rosea, 3020 nucleotides. RefSeq lists its product as hypothetical. Bases 54 to 2609 code for a protein of 851 amino acids. Gene Ontology annotation, molecular function: transcription coregulator activity. Gene Ontology annotation, biological process: regulation of transcription by RNA polymerase II. The transcript has a single exon. The record is from RefSeq and is a predicted model, not a curated record. Gene Ontology annotation, cellular component: mediator complex. NCBI's taxonomy places the organism in Eukaryota, Fungi, Basidiomycota, Exobasidiomycetes, Microstromatales.